AUGGCUUUUGACGUUGUAGCUAGCUUGACGCUAUUAGCUCCGGAGCUAAGCAGGUCUUCCCGCUUCCUGCAGCCGUUCACAACCAACAACCAACGAGUGUGUAUUUAAACUGAAUGACCUGUUAGGAGAGUUUAACGCGGUCCAGGAGACAGUUCACACACUUUCACCCGCGACCCGAGAGCUUAUAAACGGACACUGAACUGAGCGGGAGGCUGCUAACUAGCGUUAGCUCCACCCGGCGGGCUAACAGCGGAGCUAACAGCGGAGCUAACAGCGGGAUGGAUCUGUUCGACGACCUUCCGGAACCCACACAGACAGCCGCUCCAGCUCCAGCAGUUCGAUCUCAGUCCACCAACGAAGAAGAAGAGGAGGAGGAGGAGGAGGAAGAGGAGGAGGAGAAAAGAUUGAAAAGAAAACGAGAAGAUGCAGAGUGUCACACUGAUAAAAAAGAGGAGGAGGAGGAUGAGCGGGGGGAGAUCAAGAAAGUUUGUAAAGAAGGUCUCCCUGUGCUGAAAGGCUACGUGGCGGCGAGGCGUGGCGAGCGGGAGGAGAUGCAGGACGCUCACGUGCUGCUGCCGGACAUGACCAGCUGUCUGUCCGCUCUGCCGGGACGAGUGUCUCGGGUUUCGUACUUUGCUGUGUUUGAUGGUCACGGAGGAGCUCGAGCGUCUCAGUUCGCUGCAGAGAAUCUACACCACAAUCUGGCCAAGAAGUUCCCCAGUGGAGAAACAGAGAAUUUGGACAAGCUGAUUAAGAAAUGUCUCCUGGACACUUUCCGCCAGACAGACGAAGACUUUCUGAAGAAAGCUUCCAGCCAGAAGCCAGCGUGGAAGGACGGUUCCACGGCCACCUGUGUGCUGGUGGUAGACGACAUGGUGUACGUGGCCAAUCUGGGAGACAGCAGGGCGGUGUUGUGUCGGAUGGAGACGACGGGAGGAGCAGAAGAUCAGAGGAGGUCGGUGACUCUGGCUCUCAGUAAAGAACACAACCCGACCAUCUACGAGGAGAGGAUGAGGAUCCAGAGAGCAGGAGGGACCGUCAGGGACGGCAGGGUGCUCGGCGUCCUCGAGGUGUCUCGCUCUAUCGGAGACGGUCAGUACAAACGCUGCGGAGUCAUUUCAACCCCCGACCUGAGGAGGUGUCAGCUCACAGCCAAUGACAGGUUUAUCAUCCUGGCCUGUGACGGUUUGUUUAAAGUGUUUUCUGCUGAUGAAGCUGUGAAGUUCGUCCUCGGCGUGCUGCAGGAGGGGAGUGUGGAGCAGAAGGCGGGGCUGACGGAGGAGGAGCUGAGGUUUGAAGCUGCAUGUCAACAGUUGGCCAGCGAGGCGGUGAGGCGCGGCUGUGCCGACAACGUCACCGUGAUCCUGCUUUCAAUUGGCUGCUGAACACACACACACACACACACACACUCACACACACACACACACACACACACACACACAGCAUCUGUCUGUUUCCUCAGUGUCUUGUUUGUUUUCCAAUAAAAACCUUGUUUUCUU
Dicentrarchus labrax (European seabass) is the source of this 1499-nucleotide messenger RNA. RefSeq names its product integrin-linked kinase-associated serine/threonine phosphatase (gene ilkap). Bases 279 to 1385 code for a protein of 368 amino acids. The transcript is spliced from 10 exons. Gene Ontology annotation, molecular function: cation binding; protein serine/threonine phosphatase activity. The record is from RefSeq and is a predicted model, not a curated record. Gene Ontology annotation, biological process: protein dephosphorylation. NCBI's taxonomy places the organism in Eukaryota, Metazoa, Chordata, Actinopteri, Moronidae.